CUCUCUCUCUCUCUCUCUCUCUCUCUCUCUCUCUCUCUCUCUCUCUCGCACGCUCUCUCUGUCUGUCUCUGUUCCCACUCCACACCGGCUACCGCAGUAGCCCACCAGCCAGCCGCGAAUCUGACAGCCACACAGGGCUAACUGCCACAACUUCCUACCUCAGGCUGGGAGAUAAAUGAAUAAAUAAGCGAAGAGAGGGAUAACACGGGAGCUACCCCGGGGGAAAGAAAAAGGACAAACGCAGAGGAAUCCUCAGCGACGGCUUCUGUUUGCGUUCACGGAUACGGCCGGAUCCAGCGCUCUCCGCCGCACGUCAGCUCUGCUCCUCUCUCUCUCUCUCUCUCUCCCCCUCUCUUUCUCACUCUUUCGCUGCUUCUCACUCUCCGUCUCUCUCGCGCUCUCUUUUUUUCUCUCAAACGCGCUCUCUCUCUUUCUCUCUCUAUCCCUCUCUCGCUCUUUGCCUGCUCUUCUCCGUGACAGCCUUUUUUUUUUUUGGGGGGGGGGGUUGUGAAACCCCGGCAGUGCAGCGGUUCCCCUCCUCCUGCCCCCCUCUCCCUCCUCCUCCUCCCUCAACUAGCGCCACAAUCUCUCCCACCACCACCACCACCACCACCACCACCACGACACCCCCCCCAGACCCCCUCAGGAGGAAGAGACGGAUUACUGCUAACUGUGCACACGGCAGCCUGCAGCUGGUCCAGCGAGGGGCCAGUCCAGCCAAACGCAGGGAGGAGAGGAACAGAGAGGAGGAGAGGAGAGAGAGGGAUGACUGUGCCGGGAGCCCUUUAGCCUUUUCCUGUCUCUCUCCCUUUCCGUCAGAGCAGUGCUAAUCAGCGAGUGGUUAGCCUUGGGCAAAGUCACCGAGAGGGAGCUCUCUCUCUCGACAGACCGAUUGGCUGACGCGCGGACACACACACACACCAGGACCUGACAGGACUGGGGAUUUUUAAUUCUUUCAUUCACUCACUUUUUCCUCCCCUCCCCUCUCCUCCUCCUCCUCCUCCUCCUCCUCGUGUUGUUUUUGGCGUGGGCUUUUGCUGCGUUAUGGAUCGAUGUGAUUCCCCAGUGAUGGAGCUGUGUGCCGGGAUCUGCAGCCAGGGAGCAAGGCAGUCAGGGGGGGCAGCAAGGCUCCAAGCACCUGUCUAGCAUUCCUGGUCUCCGUACCCCCCUCAGAGGGCUCUCACUCGGCUCUGCCUCCCACUAACCAGGAGCCAUUUUGUUCCGUUGGUUAACAGAGGGCCACCUCACUUUUGAGGAGAGGGAAAACAGCAACAACAAAAGAUCUAUGUUUUUACCCCUCUCCAUGGAUGGGAGCUAUAAAUGAUUGCGACGAAUGAUCGCUAUUUGUGAUAUUCCGAGGAGGGAAGAAAGAUCACUUUCAAACUAAUGAGCGUCUCCCUGCGCUGUCGAUGGAAGCUGGGAGCCUUGCCAUGCUCCAGCCAGGGUAGGGUGGUCCGUCCUCCACUGCCGGCCUCUGUCUCCCCCCACCAUGCAGAAUAAUGAGCCCUCCACACCAUGAGUCCUCUGGGCUGGGUUACUCUGCAGCCUACCUGGAACGCAGCCCUGCUCGCCGUGCUCUCCCUCAUGCUGCCAGCUCUCGGUAUGUGCCAGGCCGCGGGCCCCGCUCGGGGCCCUGCCAACCCUCAGAACUGCCCAGGUGUGUGCUCCUGCUCUAACCAGCUCGUCAAGGUUGUGUGCACCCGCCGAGGCUUGGUCAGGGUGCCCCCCAACAUCCCCAGCAACACCAGGUACCUCAACCUGAUGGAGAACAGUAUAGAGACGAUCCAGGCGGACACCUUCAGGCACCUUCACCACCUGGAGGUGCUCCAGCUGGGGAGGAACGCCAUCAGGCAGAUCGAGGUGGGGGCCUUCAAUGGCCUGACCAGCCUCAACACCCUGGAGUUGUUUGACAACAGACUGACGGUCAUUCCCAGCGGGGCCUUCGAGUAUCUGUCCAAGCUGAGGGAGCUGUGGCUGAGGAACAACCCCAUCGAGAGCAUCCCCUCCUACGCCUUCAACCGAGUGCCCUCGCUGAUGCGCCUGGACCUGGGCGAGCUCAGGAGGCUGGACUUCAUCUCGGAGGGAGCCUUCGAAGGACUGCAGAACCUCAGGUACCUCAACCUGGGGAUGUGCAACCUGAGGGAGAUGCCCAUCCUCUCUCCCCUGGUGGGGCUGGAGGAGCUGGAGAUAUCGGAGAACCUCUUCCCGGAAGUGAAGCCCGGAGCCUUCCGCGGGCUCAAGUCCUUACAGAAGCUGUGGAUAAUGAACUCGGCCAUCACCACCAUCGAGCGGAACGCCUUCGACGACAUCACAGCCCUGGUGGAGCUGAACCUCGCCCACAACAACCUGUCCUCGCUGCCCCAUGACCUCUUCAUGCCCCUGCAGUACCUGGUGGAGCUGCACCUGCACCACAACCCCUGGCGCUGUGACUGCGACGUGGUGUGGCUCUCCCUGUGGCUCAGGGAGAACAUCCCCACCAACUCCACCUGCUGUGGCCGCUGUCAUUCCCCCGCCCACAUGAGGGGGCGCUACCUGGUGGAGGUGGACCAGACCACCUUCCAGUGCUCGGCCCCCUUCAUCCUGGACGCUCCGAGGGACCUCAACAUCUCGGCCGAGAGAGUGGCGGAGCUCAAGUGCCGCACAGCCGCCAUGAGUUCUGUGCGGUGGCUCCUCCCCAACGGCACGGUGCUGACCCAUGGCUCGGCCCACCCCCGGAUAGCGGUCCUCAACGACGGAACGCUCAACUUCUCCAACGUUCUCCCGUCCGACACGGGGGUGUACACCUGCAUGGUGACCAACAUGGCGGGAAACUCCAACGCCUCGGCUUACCUGAACGUCAGCAACGCCGAGCUCAACACGUCCAACCUGUCCUACUUCACCACGGUGACCGUGGAGAUCCUGGAGCCCACCGCGGAGGAGACCCCCAAGCCCAAGCCCACCAUCCCCGCCUCGCCCUCCGUCUUUCAGCCCGUCUUCAUCUCCACGCCCACCGUGCUGCUCCAGAACACACAGACCCCCCGGCAGGUGUCCGUGCCCACCGCCAAGGGUCCGGCGCGGCCCGCCGCCAGCCUCGACGAGGUGAUGAAGACCACCAAGAUCAUCAUCGGCUGCUUCGUGGCGGUGACUCUGCUGGCGGCGGCCAUGUUGAUCGGCUUCUACAAGCUGCGCAAGAGGCACCAGCAGAGGAGCACGGUGGCGGCGGCGCGGACCAUGGAGAUCGUCCCGGUGGACGAGGAGGUUCCGCCGGUGCCGCCUUUGACCUCGGGCUCCAGCGGGUCGGACGACACGGGCUUGGUGCUGCCGACGCUCGUGGAACACAACAGUGGCUCCUUCAAGGCCGGCUACGUGUCGUCGUCGUCGUCGUCUCGCAGAGCGGCAUACUGGACCCAGAACCACCUGGGCAGCUCCCUGCAUCGCUCCAUCCGGCAGCACCACAGCCACAUCAGCACCAUCGCCGAGCCCUACGUGAUUAAGACUACUCACACCAAGGAGAAGGUGCAGGAGACCCAGAUCUAGGGGAACUCUCUGUAUGGAUCUAACACAGACUCCGACCGGUCCUUCUCUUUGCUCACCAGUCCAUGCAAUAGGAUGCACAAAGAACAAAACGGUAACUUUCUUUUGUACAGAAGUGCAAAACAGAGACUGUUUUUCUUCUUCUUGUACAUGUCUAUAAAAGAUAUACAACUAUAAAAAAUACAAGUACAUUUAUAUUAAUAUAUAUGUAUAUAUGUAUAUAUAUAUAUACAUAUAUACGUAUAUAUAGUAUAUAUAAAUACAUCUAUGGUCAGGCAGUGGUGAGAGAUGCAGAUUAUAUUAAAAAGGAAAAUAAAUGUAAACUAUUUUCUAAUAACUUGUGACUUCUAUUUAAAAGCGAAAGACGUUGACAUGCUUUUGUGACCGAGGAAUGAAGGUUGAUGUAUCUAGAUUAAAAGGCUUUUGUUUCGUUUAAGACCAUGCUAUUUAGGAGGUUAUAUAUAUCUAUACAAGAAUCAUACUGACACCAGUUUCAAAAAACAAUCCCUACAAUCAAUCUCCACAGGUUCAGCUUCCCAAAGCACCAAUUUGUUCCGUGCCAAAUGUUAUAAAACGCAAUAAAGGAUUUUUUGAUGAUCAAGGAAAAACAAAAGACACAAGUAAGCAAAAUCGAGAUUAGAUAGAGACAUUUGUCCAGGGAUAGUGGUAGAAUGGCACAGAUAAAUUGUGCUGUUCAGUAGCUAUCAGCCAAAUGCUUUUGGACUGCAGUGAAUUUCUGCAGCUAAGGUUUAACCCUGUGUUUGCUGUAGCAGAGUGGAGUUUCUUUGGGAAUGCUGGGGAUUAUUUAGUAAGAGCCAAUCCAAACCUGUUAUUGAGUGUGCAUAUAAUUUCCCCGGUUCCUACUGGCAAAAGAUUAAGUGCAGGCUAAUAUGAACAGUGAUUUGGUGCAAUUACUUUGUUCAGUUAUCGGUUGCAUUCUGUAUUAAUUUUUUUCCAUUAGGUUUUGACAUGCUUCUUAAUGGCUUUGUGUAGUGUUUAGGGCUAAUUUAGUAAUGCAUUACAGCAGUUGCCUCACUAGUCUAUGUAAGGGCUCAUUCCAAUGCUAAUCUUUCACAGGAGCAGACAUGUGGUGCAGCAACACAGCUCUGCUGACCGUUCUGUUUCUGGAAAAAGGGAGGAGUGAGAUGAAAUGAAUGUCUGACAUUGGGCUUUUCCAUGGACUUCAUUGAAACAGUGAAUUUGUUUUUAUUUUCCUUUUUCUUAUUUUCCUUUGAGCUACACUCUUUUUAUGGGAAGUCGAAAGGGGGCUACAAAAAUAAAAAAAACCUUUGGUUUGUAUUUCUCUAAUCAGA
Molecule: messenger RNA, 4826 nt
Organism: Osmerus eperlanus (European smelt)
Lineage: Eukaryota; Metazoa; Chordata; Actinopteri; Osmeriformes; Osmeridae
Gene: lrrc4.2
Product: leucine rich repeat containing 4.2
Exons: 2
Coding region: 1516-3516 (666 amino acids)
Biological process (GO): postsynaptic density protein 95 clustering; excitatory synapse assembly; synaptic membrane adhesion
Cellular component (GO): plasma membrane; postsynaptic density membrane; glutamatergic synapse
Molecular function (GO): protein binding
Source: RefSeq, a predicted model, not a curated record